Molecule: messenger RNA, 1760 nt
Organism: Ilex paraguariensis (yerba mate)
Lineage: Eukaryota; Viridiplantae; Streptophyta; Magnoliopsida; Aquifoliales; Aquifoliaceae
Source: the annotation of a GenBank genome assembly
AUGCUCUCGAGGAGGAGAGAGAAUGAAGCUUUCGGCGUUGCAGCAGAGCCGUCGGAACAACAGCUUCAGAUCAUCAGCGCCGUUAGAAUCAUCUGUCGAUGGCACCAUCAAGUCUCCGGCGUCCAUUUUCUGGCUAGUACUCCAUGGCUCUGCUGCCUCAUUAGCCUGGUUCUUGGCUUCCGAUUCUCUCGUCUUGUCUUCUUAUUCCUCUUCUCCACCUCCGCCACCACUACAAACCUCUAUACUACGUUGCCGUACAAUGUAGUCGAAACCCUUGCUUUUCAGUCAACAUUCUCUUCGGAGAAUGCUGUAUCGAAUUCGCCGGCGAAUAGGAAAGCUAUUUCAAGCAGUGGAGUGGUAGUUGGGCGGCACGGGAUUUUGAUCCGGCCGUGGCCGCAUCCAAAUCCGGAUGAGGUCAUGAAAGCCCACCGCAUAAUUGAGAGAGUUCAGAGAGAGCAAAGAUUUCAGUACGGCGUCAAGAACCCUAGGACCAUUAUUGCCAUCACUCCAACCUAUGUUCGAACUUUCCAAACUUUGCAUCUCACUGGAGUAAUGCAUUCUCUGAUGAAUGUACCGUACGAUCUCAUUUGGAUCGUCGUCGAAGCCGGAGGAACCACCAACGAGACCGCUUCGUUGAUCGCCAAGUCAGGUCUUCGGACUAUCCAUAUCGGAUUCAACGAGAAAAUGCCUGUUUUGUGGGAGGAUCGACACAAAAUGGAGUCCAAAAUGCGACUUCUUGCCUUGAGAGCUGUGAAAGAGCAGAAGCUGGAUGGGAUUGUGGUGUUUGCGGAUGAUAGUAAUAUGCAUAGCAUGGAGCUUUUUGAUGAGAUCCAGAAGGUGAAAUGGAUUGGUGCUGUUUCGAUUGGGAUUCUUGAUCAUUCGGAUAAUUCUGAUACAGAAUUGUCGGUUAUUGAGAACAAAAAGGAUGAAAAUAACUCGGCUGUGCCGGUACAAGGUCCGGCUUGCAAUUCGUCGGACCAAUUGGUGGGUUGGAACACCUUUAAUUCUCUGCUGUAUGAGAAGAAGAGUGCGAGUUAUAUUGGUGACAGGGCAAUUGUGCUACCGAGGAAGCAGGAGUGGGCUACGUUUGUAUUGAAUUCAAGGUUGGUCUGGAAGGAAGCUGAUGACAAGCCAGGCUGGGUUAAUUUGGAUAUGUUGGCCAUGAAUGGAAAGGAUAUUGAGAGUCCAUUGUCAAUGUUGAAGGACCCUUCGGUGGUAGAGCCUCUUGGGAAUUGUGGGCGCAAAGUUCUGCUGUGGUGGCUGCGUGUUGAAGCACAGGCAGAUAGCAAAUUCCCUGCCGGGUGGAUAAUUGACCCUCCAUUAGAAGUCACUGUAUCAGCCAAACACACACCGUGGCCAGAUGCUCCUCCUGAACUCCCAUCGGAUGAAAAAGUGAUGGGUAUCCAAGAGAACACUGAGAAACGUGUAUCAAAAAUUAGGUUGCCCAGAUCAAAACGCCGAAGCAAGAGAAAGCAUGAAUUGAGAAAUGCGGGCGAGCAGGUUUCUGCAAGGCGUCCAGGGGAGAAGUAAAACCUCGUCAGUCAUUGAAGUCGGAGAAUUGUACUCCUGUGAAGUUACCAUUGUGAAUGAGCCAUCAACAUCAACAACCUCAAAGACAAAGAUAAUAUUUUUACUAAGUAAAUACCAGGGAACUUCUGUUACAGUAGGCCAGGGGAUACACCCCACUGAAUUUUCAAAUAUUUUUUGAUCUCGUGAAAGAGGUCUGUCAAUGUGUCUCGGUGCAUUUGCUGAUUGGCUGG